Candoia aspera is the source of this 930-nucleotide messenger RNA. RefSeq lists its product as uncharacterized. The transcript is spliced from 3 exons. NCBI's taxonomy places the organism in Eukaryota, Metazoa, Chordata, Lepidosauria, Squamata, Candoiidae. The coding region runs from base 1 to 894 and encodes 297 amino acids. The record is from RefSeq and is a predicted model, not a curated record. Gene Ontology annotation, cellular component: nucleosome. Gene Ontology annotation, molecular function: structural constituent of chromatin; DNA binding; protein heterodimerization activity.
AUGGCCCGCACCAAGCAGACGGCCCGCAAGUCGACGGGCGGGAAGGCGCCCCGCAAGCAGCUGGCCACGAAGGCGGCGCGGAAGAGCGCGCCGGCCACGGGCGGCGUGAAGAAGCCGCACCGCUACCGGCCCGGCACGGUGGCGCUGCGCGAGAUCCGCCGCUACCAGAAGUCGACGGAGCUGCUGAUCCGCAAGCUGCCCUUCCAGCGGCUGGUGCGCGAGAUCGCGCAGGACUUCAAGACCGACCUGCGCUUCCAGAGCUCGGCCGUGAUGGCGCUGCAGGAGGCGAGCGAGGCCUACCUGGUGGGGCUCUUCGAGGACACCAACCUGUGCGCCAUCCACGCCAAGCGCGUCACUAUCAUGCCCAAGGACAUCCAGCUGGCCCGCCGCAUCCGCGGGGAGCGGGCAGCUGAAAUUCGCUCAAGAAUCUCGCCUUGGAUCGCCCUAGGCGCGCUGCACGGGGCGUGUCUGCUCUACGGGGAGAUGGCCCGCACCAAGCAGACGGCCCGCAAGUCGACGGGCGGGAAGGCGCCCCGCAAGCAGCUGGCCACGAAGGCGGCGCGGAAGAGCGCGCCGGCCACGGGCGGCGUGAAGAAGCCGCACCGCUACCGGCCCGGCACGGUGGCGCUGCGCGAGAUCCGCCGCUACCAGAAGUCGACGGAGCUGCUGAUCCGCAAGCUGCCCUUCCAGCGGCUGGUGCGCGAGAUCGCGCAGGACUUCAAGACCGACCUGCGCUUCCAGAGCUCGGCCGUGAUGGCGCUGCAGGAGGCGAGCGAGGCCUACCUGGUGGGGCUCUUCGAGGACACCAACCUGUGCGCCAUCCACGCCAAGCGCGUCACCAUCAUGCCCAAGGACAUCCAGCUGGCCCGCCGCAUCCGCGGGGAGCGGGCGUGAGCCGGGCCCGCCUUGCUGCGGAGGAGCUGGAAAGUC